This is a messenger RNA of Cynoglossus semilaevis (tongue sole), 4913 nucleotides long. RefSeq names its product phospholipase C, delta 4a (gene plcd4a). The transcript is spliced from 18 exons. The record is from RefSeq and is a predicted model, not a curated record. Gene Ontology annotation, cellular component: plasma membrane. Gene Ontology annotation, molecular function: phosphatidylinositol-4,5-bisphosphate phospholipase C activity; calcium ion binding. Gene Ontology annotation, biological process: lipid metabolic process; intracellular signal transduction. The coding region runs from base 371 to 2689 and encodes 772 amino acids. Lineage: Eukaryota; Metazoa; Chordata; Actinopteri; Pleuronectiformes; Cynoglossidae.
AAAACAAACACACCCGAGUUGAAACAGUCGGGCCAACCGGGAUCAGGAGCUGCCGACAACUCGUCUCUGUCGAAGAGCUCGUCCACGUUACACAGAACCUGAGAGGAGAGGAAGCGGCCGACGAAACAUCAGACAGAUGAUCAAGCAGCAGAACAAAGAGGAUCAUGUGGAAAAUGUGCCAGAGGGGAGGGGCAGGAGAGUCAGACCCAGGCUCUGGCUUCAGUUGUUGCAGACUUUCAUCAGAGCAGGUGCAGUGGCAGCAGCAGCGGCAGCAGCAGCUCCUGGGGUAUAUGAUCUCUUCCAGCUCUGCAAAGCCAGAGGCGACUACCGAGACUCAGGAAUGAUUCUGCAACAGUGACCCCCAGGUUCUAUGGCUCAGCGAAGAGGGGCGUUCUCUACCGAGUCACCUUUGCUUAAAGAUGACUGUAUGAGGAGAGACGAAAUGGCUUCCACGGGGACAGGCCUCCAAGCGGAUGAAGACAUUCAGUCCAUGCUUGUGGGCACAGUGAUGAGGAAAAUCAAGUCUCGUGCCUGGAAGAAGCAGCGUUACUUUAAACUGGAGGACGACUGCAUGACCAUUUGGUACAAGUCGAAGAAAGCUGGCAAUGACCGUUCUACAUUCUCUGUCUUGGACGUGGAAGCUAUAAGAGAAGGCCACCAGUCAGAAGUCCUCCUCAGCACCGCCGAUGAGUUUCCGGCUGAACGAUGCUUUACAUUGGUCUUCCGUGGCCGCAGGGGGAACCUGGAUCUAGUAGCUGAGUCAGCAGAGGAGGCCGAGUCCUGGAUCAGGGGCUUAAGAAAACUGAUAGAGAAUGUGGAGAACAUGGAUGAGCAAGAAAAACUUGACCAAUGGAUAAGCGACUGGUUCAAAAAGGCAGACAAGAACAAUGACGGCAGGAUGAACUUCAAGGAAGUGCAAGAUUUACUGAAGAUGAUGAACGUGGACAUGAAUGAGCACCAUGCGCUACGUCUCUUCACUAUGGCUGAUAAAUCCCAAUCGAGGACACUAGAAGAUGACGAGUUUGUGCAUUUCUACAAGAUGUUAACACAGCGGGAGGAUGUACUUAGAGUUUUCCAGAAGUACUCGUCCGAUGGCCAAAAGCUGUCCCUCAGUGAUUUGGAAGACUUCCUGCGAGAAGAGCAGCUGGAGGGAGGCAACCUGCAGCAGCGAGCCAAGCAGCUCAUCGAACGCUACGAACCGUCAGACAGAGCAAAGCUUCUAAAUGCCAUGUCAUUUGAUGGCGUCUUGAUGUACCUUGGCUCAGCUGAGGGAUCUGUAUUCAACCCACAACAAAGAGGUGUUUACCAGGACAUGAGCCAGCCACUGUGCCACUACUUCAUCUCUUCUUCUCACAACACCUACCUAAUGGAGGACCAGCUUCGAGGACACAGCAGUGUAGAAGGAUACAUCAGGGCCCUAACUCGUGGCUGCAGGUGUGUAGAAGUGGACUGCUGGGACGGUGCCAAUGGAGAACCAAUCGUAUAUCACGGACAUACUUUUACCUCUAAAAUAUUCUUUAAAGAUGUGGUCAGUGCAGUGGGCAACUAUGCCUUCAAGGUGUCAGAAUAUCCAGUCAUUCUGUCUAUUGAGAACCACUGCAGCGUGGGGCAGCAGAGAGUCAUGGCUCAUCAUCUGAACAACAUUCUUGGUGACAAGUUGCUAAAAAGCACAUUGGAUGGCAAGGCUCCAGGCAGUCUGCCGUCUCCUGAGGAGCUCAAGGGGAAGAUUCUCCUAAAGGCCAAGAAAAUUGGAGGAUUGGAGGACGAUUUUGGUGGGAUUGUGGAGAAUGGGUUAACUGGAGAGGUCAGUGAUGACGAUGCAGUGGCUGAAAUUGAGGACGACAACCUUCACCGAGAGAGCAGGAAGUCCAAACAGCGUCUGUCCAAAGAGUUGUCCGACUGUGUUGUCUACUGCAAAAGCGUCAACUUCAACAGCUUCAAACACUCCAGAUUACACGCCAAGUUCUACGAAGUCACUUCCUUCACUGAGUCUAAAGCUCGCAAACACCUGAGAGAGGCUGGGGCUGAAUUCGUGCACCACAACACUCGGCAGUUGACCAGAGUUUAUCCCAGUGGUUUCCGAACAGACUCGUCCAAUUUCAAUCCCCAGGAGAUGUGGAAUGCUGGGUGCCAAAUUGUUGCAUUGAAUUUUCAGACUGCUGGUGAAGGAAUGGACCUGAAUGAUGGUCUCUUCAGUCAGAAUGGCUGCUGUGGAUACAUCUUGAAGCCCCCCUUUAUGCGUGAUGAGAAACGGUUCAAUCCUGAGAUGCCCCAAAACCUGGAUGGCUACUGUCCUAUCAGCCUAACCGUACAGAUCAUCAGUGGUCAGCAGUUGCCCAAAGUCAACAUGAAAAAGGAUUCCAUAGUGGAUCCUCUGGUUAGGGUGGAAAUCCACGGAGUUCCUAUGGACCAGGCCAAACAGGAGACCAGAUAUAUUGAGAAUAAUGGGUUUAAUCCCGUGUGGUAUGACACUCUACGUUUCACCAUCCACACUCCUGAACUUGCCCUGGUCCGAUUUGUGGUUGAAGAUUAUGACAAGGCGUCCAGGAAUGACUUUGUUGGACAGUACACACUUCCCUUUAUCUGCAUGCAGCAGGGUUAUCGUCACAUUUAUCUUUUAUCCAGAGAUGGGACCAGUAUUCCCCCAUCCUCCAUAUUCGUGCACAUCAGGAUGACAGGACUGGAAUAAUUAUGCAAAAUACUACGGUAAAAUAGUACUUAAAUGCUUUCUAAUUAUUCCUUUUCGUGUGGUAAAAUUAUCCGCCAAAUACCCAGUGAUUUCUAUGAAUUAUGAAGUAUUUGUAGACUUUUUUGUUGUCUGCAGUCGACUUGAACUUUGUAUUAGAGUAUGUAAUGUGUCGGAUGCAAAAAUGUGCCACAAUAAUGUCUUAGUUUUUUUUUUUUCUGUCAGUAUUUUUCUUUUUUCAACAAACAGUACUUCUGCAGUCCAUUGCUUUCACUAUGUUCUUUUUCUGCUGAUAUAGAAAAAUAAGUAUAAUGUUUGUCGGUCCUAAAUUUAUAUUUCUUGUCUAAACAAAUCUGUCUCACCAAAGCAGGUGUGAUGAUGCAUGAUUUAAUCAAGAUUUUGUACAGCAGACUGAGUACAAGACUGGGAAUAUUUCAAAACCAAAGAAAAAAUGUGCUGACUUUUUUAUCAAAUUAACCAGUAGCGGCAGAUAUUUUAUAUGUAUCAUAGAUACAAAAAAGCUGGAUGCUAUCAGAAUUAGUAAAUAUCUAACAGGAGCUAGGUAACUCUCAAUUAGCAGCUCAACUAAUUACUAGUUAUUACUAACAGCAUUACUUACUUAUUUCUUAACAGCAUUGUAACAUUACUUACUUACCUUUUAUCACAUAAUAAACCUAUUAUCCUCCUGCACCCAGUCAAUAGGGAAAGGAGUUAAUUUGUCAUCAUGUCAUUCUGUUUUUACUGCCUCAAGCAGGGAAGUUUAGAUAUUUUUUGCAACUUUAUUUAAUGCACUGGAAAGUCAUAUGGUGCAGAGACAGAAACUAUUUGCGAAAAUAAAAUAAAUGUGAUAUAAAAAAAUCCUUAUCAUAUGUGUGACAAAGCUGGUUUCCAUUUACACUAUAUUUAAACUAUAUUUAAACCUUAAGUUAGUCACUGAUAGUUCACCUGACACGCAAACAGGGUGAUAACCGUACCCUGAAAACUGACUUUUAUGUGGAACAGAAGAUCAGGAACCUACAGUACAUGUCAUUCUGUUUUUUAGCACCAAGGUAAUGAUGAGUAUGUAUUUUUACCCUAUAUACAAUUUGAACCUUUUACUGUAUAAAAUUCAAAUGUAUAAUGUAAGGAAUAUAUGUGUGUGUGCGUGUGUGUACAAGUAAAUGUAAGUUCUUGUAUUGUUUAUUUGUAUCAAUUAUUUAGUGUCGGGCUUUUUAAAGGCUAUUGUUAUUAAAGAGAAACCUAUGGGUCUGAUGGAGGUAUUAUUGUUUAUUUUAUGAAUUAUUUUAUGACACGUCUACUUGAAUUCAAUUUGAAAGAAAUCAAGAAAGAAGUAUUCAAUUUUUUAAUAAGCCCAUUAAACUGAUUAUGUGGAUCUGAUUGUUGACCAAGAAAUGUUAAAAAAAUUGGGGGAAAAAAUCAAGUUUGUUGCAGACAGCCAAUUAGAUAUAAAGGUUUGUUUUACCAGGGUAAGAUAUAUAUCUACAUGCUGUGCAUGCAUUUGUUUAUGUUUUGUUGACCUUGUCUGCAUAGAAUGCGUGUUUGUGGAGAUUCCAUGGUGACAGCAGAGCAAAACCUCAAAUAAAUCCAAAAAAUGAAAGAGCUGUUGUUUUCUUUCAGCACUUGUUUAUAUUAUGUCCUCUUUGCUUUUGUCCUUCUUAAUGGUUUUACCUGCUGUCCACUUUGUUCUUUUUGUCCUUGUGUAAUUUUGCUCUAUGGUUAGUUUAUUGUUUUGUUUUAUUCUUUUGCAUUUCGUUCCUUGUCUGAACUUGUGUUUCUGAAUAUAGCAUUUUUUGCUUUAGCCCAUUUUCCCCUCUUAAAAAUAUAUUUUUUAAUUUGUCAAUUUUACCAUUUUGUUUGCAAUUUUUGUCCAUUUCAAUAUUUUUCCUCAGUUGUCAUUUUUUACACUUUUCAAUUGGGAUUUUUUGAACUUGUGUGUGGGUCUUUUGUUACCUUUUGCUGCUUUAGUUCUUCUGCACUUCUUUUAUUUGAUUUCAAUGUGUUUCCUCUCUUCUUUUUGUUUCGUCCAUUUUCUCAAUAUGCCAUUUUCCAUUUUUUGUAUUUUUGUUGUCCAUUUUGUAAUUUAUUUAGUCACUUUGCCCUUGUACGUGAUUCUGAUUUAAAGUUUUGUUAUUGUUUAUAGCGUUUCCAUUCAAUCCUCUGCCCAACCAUUACUCAAUUGUAGAGCCAGGUUUUGAUUACGCUGUUCUUACAGAUAACCAUAUGGGGG